Molecule: messenger RNA, 773 nt
Organism: Quercus lobata
Lineage: Eukaryota; Viridiplantae; Streptophyta; Magnoliopsida; Fagales; Fagaceae
Product: 2-alkenal reductase (NADP(+)-dependent)-like
Exons: 3
Coding region: 174-674 (166 amino acids)
Molecular function (GO): 2-alkenal reductase [NAD(P)H] activity
Source: RefSeq, a predicted model, not a curated record
GACAUUUAAAGUAUUUUAUCACAAAUUUGCAUAAUAUUCUGAAAUCUUAUUCAAAUUCUCCUAGUCCUCACCCUGUUGUAUGAUUUUAUUAUUUGGACCAAAAUUUUAAGCUGCUAUGCAUGCUUAAUCUCUGUUUUAAAGCAGGGGAUAUAGAAACAUGAUCUUUUUUUUAAAUGAAAUUUCAACACUUGUCCUACUUUUAUCUGAACAAGGUUGAUAUACUUAAGAGCAAGUUCGGAUUCGACGAGGCUUUCAAUUAUAAGGAAGAGCAUGACUUGGAUGCAGCUCUAAAAAGGUGUUUUCCUGAAGGCAUUGACAUUUACUUUGAUAAUGUCGGAGGCAAAAUGCUUGAUGCAGUUCUCCUUAACAUGAGAUUCCACGGUCACAUUGCAGUAGCUGGAAUGAUCUCACAAUACAAUCUUGAUCAAGCUGAAGGCAUAAGAAAUUUAUUAUCUUUGGUAUAUAAGAGGAUUCGUAUAGAAGGAUUUACAGUGUAUGAUUACUACCACCUCUUUCCCAACUUCUUAGACCUUGUGCUGCCUUACAUUAGAGAAGGAAAGAUAGCACAUGUUGAAGACACAGCCGAAGGCCUUGAAAAUGGCCCUUCAGCUCUUGUAGGAAUUUUUAGUGGCCAAAAUGUAGGAAAGCAAGUAGUUGUAGUUGCUCGGGAGUGAUCAUUUUACCUCCUUUAGCAUAUGUAUUUUACACUUUUUUUUUUUCUUUUUUCUGUGUAAUACUUAUACAGCACCAUAUAUAAUGUUUCUCCCCAUUAC